Molecule: messenger RNA, 2728 nt
Organism: Rubroshorea leprosula
Lineage: Eukaryota; Viridiplantae; Streptophyta; Magnoliopsida; Malvales; Dipterocarpaceae
Source: the annotation of a GenBank genome assembly
CUUCCUUCCUCCACUCUCCCCCCCUUUCCUUUCUUCUCAAAGUCGCCGGAAUUUCUUCCUCCGGCGAUUUUACCUAUUGGGUUUUCAUACUUUAACACUUGAGCUUAAUGUGAAGACGGGUUGACCUUCAUUUUCUUCUUCUCUUCUGUUUGGUUAGGGAGAAAACAAAAGAAAAUCAGUGAGAAACUGUGAGAAAAUUUGAGAAGGUUUCAUCCUUUUUCGAUCUCUUCCAAAAGAAUCAAAACCCCAUCUGGGUUUUACUAUUCACCCCAUUUUGUGAUCUGGGUGUUCGUUAAAAUUCCUGAAAAAACAGUUGUUCUCUUGAAAUACCACAAUGAUCAGUGCUAAAGACUUAAACAACGUCUUCACUGCCGUUGUCCCACUUUAUGUGGCGAUGUUUUUGGCCUAUGGCUCGGUGAAAUGGUGGAAGAUCUUCAGCCCCGAUCAGUGCUCCGGCAUCAACCGAUUUGUGGCUCUGUUUGCGGUUCCUCUGCUUUCUUUUCACUUCAUUUCCACCAAUGACCCGUAUGCCAUGAACUACAGGUUCAUAGCCGCUGAUACCCUACAGAAAAUCAUAGUCUUGUUUAUUUUAGCCAUCUGGUCUCGAACCAGCUCAAGAGGCUCGCUGGAAUGGUCCAUCACUCUGUUUUCACUUUCUACUCUCCCAAACACUCUGGUCAUGGGGAUUCCUCUGUUGAAGGGGAUGUAUGAGGAACACUCAGGGAGCUUAAUGGUCCAAAUAGUUGUGCUUCAGUGUAUAAUUUGGUACACAUUGAUGCUCUUUCUGUUCGAAUAUAGAGGAGCCAGACUCUUGAUUGCCGAGCAAUUUCCCGAUACCGCUGGCUCUAUCAUCUCCUUCAGGGUUGAUUCCGACAUCAUUUCAUUGGACGGCAAGCAGCCGUUGCAGACAGAGGCUGAGGUCGGUGAAGAUGGUAAACUCCAUGUCACCGUGAGGAAAUCUACAAGUUCUAGAUCAGAAAUUUUCUCUCGCCGGUCGCAUGGUCCCAAUUCCGGUGUUUCUAUGACCCCUAGACCGUCGAACCUGACUAAUGCAGAGAUUUACUCUCUUCAGUCCUCGAGAAACCCUACCCCAAGAGGGUCCAGCUUCAACCACACUGAUUUCUACUCAAUGGUGAAUGGGAAAAACGCAAGCAAUGUUAGUCCACGGCAGUCCAACUUUGGGAAUCUGGGUUUUGAUGAAGAGAAUGGACCUGCUGUGUUCGGAAACCCAGUAAAGGCAAAUGGAAAUGCCUAUCCUGCUCCCACUAGUGCCGGAAUCUUCUCUCCGGUGACCGGAACAGCUGGAAAGAAGAAGGCAAAUGGGGCUGAGAAUGGCAAGGAUUUGCAUAUGUUUGUCUGGAGUUCCAGUGCUUCCCCUGUAUCAGAAGGUGGGAUCCAUGUUUUCAGGGGAGGGGAGUAUGCCAAUGAUCUUAGUGGGGUAGCUCACCAAAAAGAUUAUGAUGAGUUUGGUAGAGAUGAGUUCAGCUUUGGUAAUAGACAGACAGCCAAUGGAGGUGCCGGCGAAGGGCCAGUGCUUUCCAAGCUUGGUUCUAGCUCCACGGCAGAGCUCCACCCCAAGGCUGAUGCCCAUGUUGAGACUAAGCCAACUUCUAUGCCUCCUGCUAGUGUUAUGACCCGUCUUAUUCUGAUUAUGGUGUGGCGAAAACUCAUCAGGAAUCCCAACACCUAUUCCAGCCUGAUUGGCCUUACUUGGUCCCUUGUGUCAUUCAAGUACAAAAUCAAGAUGCCUGCUAUAAUUGCUGGUUCAAUAGCCAUUCUCUCCAAUGCAGGUCUUGGAAUGGCCAUGUUUAGUCUUGGUUUGUUCAUGGCACUUCAGCCAAAAAUCAUUGCGUGUGGAAACACAAUUGCUACCGUCGCCAUGGCUGUCCGGUUCCUCACAGGUCCAGCAGUCAUGGCUGCUGCCUCGAUUGCUGUUGGACUGAGAGGGGUUCUCUUGCACAUUGCCAUUGUUCAGGCAGCUCUUCCACAAGGGAUUGUCCCCUUUGUCUUUGCCAAAGAAUACAAUGUUCAUCCAGAUAUACUCAGCACAGGGGUGAUAUUUGGAAUGCUAAUUGCACUUCCCAUUACACUGGUUUACUACAUCUUGCUGGGACUCAAGGGCUGAAAGAGGCUAACAGGGAAAUAGAAGAUUUAGAUCCCACUUUGAUGGGAGUUUUCCUGGGGGGUUUCUCUAACUGAUUAUAUAGUUGUAGGACUGUGGAGAGAUUACUGCAAAUUCUCUUCACAAAGAUUGGAGAAUUUACAAAUGGGGGAGCUAGAAUAUCUGUUGUCUUUUGCUAAUUUUGUUCUUUUGAUGAAGAAAGUGAAGCUCCAAUCUCCAAGAUUGUCUUUGUUUGUACUUGGCUAAUUUCCUAAUCAAAAGAUGGUCUUUUUCUUUUCCAUCACUUUUUCUCUUUUUAAGGUAAAAAAGGAGAAGAUUUUAACCAAGUUGGAAUCUCAAUGUAGAACUGCUUUUUCUCUUGGAUAAAUUGUUGCAUUGGAUGUUGAAAGAACCGCUGGCAUUGAAAAAAGUGGGGUUUGUCUGUGUAGAAGAAACAUGUGAAGGUUGGAACCUGGAAAGAUGGCAGUUGUUGGUGCAGUAGGUUUACAGAAUGCUUGUGAAGGGUGCCUAAAAUUUAAAGUUGUGUCAGGUUGUUGGAAGCUCCAUGUAUUAACACCUGUGUUUGUCUAUUGGACUCCUCAAUUUUCAUAAAGAAUGCUCCUCUUG